Trypanosoma brucei brucei TREU927 is the source of this 366-nucleotide messenger RNA. RefSeq lists its product as hypothetical. NCBI's taxonomy places the organism in Eukaryota, Euglenozoa, Kinetoplastea, Trypanosomatida, Trypanosomatidae. Bases 1 to 366 code for a protein of 121 amino acids. The record is from RefSeq and is a predicted model, not a curated record. The transcript has a single exon.
AUGCCGUCCAUAACGCGCUGCACGGGACAGAUUAUUUGCCAAGGUUGUCAAGUGACGCUCGCGUAUCCCAUUGGGGCACCUUCUGUCCGUUGUCCGCUAUGCGCGUCUGUUACUCAUGUGCGUCAAUUCAGCGUUACAUGCGUCCAAUGCCGUGUUGUGCUUAUUUUAGCACAGAAUACCAGUCUAGCCAUGUGUCCACAGUGCCGUGUUGUUAUGAGCAUCCCCGCCUGCAUGCGUGACGGGUGGUCGAGUUUGUUCCCUCCGGAGCAGUGCGUUUAUAUCGAGAGACCGGUGAGAGCCGGCGCGUCACGCACUUUACCGCGCAUUGCUGUCGGAACGAAACUCGAUGAUGAUGAAGACCCCUAG